GUUAAAGGAAGAGCAGAGAGCAGGAGGGUGGGUAGUAGUGUGUAUGAGGCUGGCAGACAGCAUGGUCUGGGUUUGAAGACAGCUCUGGGAGACGAAGCAGCCACCUCAGGACCUCCAUGUAGACCAGCGUGAUAAGAUCCAAACAUCCCCUGGACUUGUCCACCUCUCAGGAGAAUAACCACAUUCUUUCUUCAUUGAAUCAACAGGAGGGGAAGAACCCACCGGGUGGGUCUGUUUAUAUUCUUUUUUUUUUUUUUUUCUUUUUGUUUUGGGAGUAGGCUCUGGACUGGACCGCAUGCAUGACACAACGCAAAGGGGAGAAACCCACCAUCAGCAUCCAGGAGCACAUGGCCAUUGAUGUUUGCCCUGGCCCCAUCCAGCCCAUCAAGCAGAUCUCCGACUACUUCCCCCGUUACCCGCGGGGCCUCCCCCCUGCUGCGCCCCAGUUAGCGGGCCACAUUGGCCCCCUGCGCUCUGCCCUUUCCACCUCCUCGGCCGCUCCCUCUUCUCCCGCCGCUGCUGAAAGUGAGCGCCUCAAUGAGGACAGCCCGGAGCGGGCGUGCGCCGGAGCCUCCGCGCCCUUACAGGCCAUCAAGAGGGACGAGGAGCCCGACGUGGAGGGAUACGACUCAGAUGACUCCACCACACUGGGAACCUUGGAGUUUAGUUUGCUUUAUGACCAGGAGAACAACGCACUGCACUGCACCAUUAACAAAGCCAAGGGGCUCAAACCGAUGGACCACAACGGGCUGUCAGAUCCAUACGUCAAACUGCACCUGCUGCCCGGCGCCAGCAAGGCCAAUAAACUCAGAACCAAGACCCUGCACAACACCCUCAACCCCUUCUGGAACGAGACCCUGACCUACUACGGCAUCACCGACGAGGAUAUGGUCCGCAAAACUCUCAGGAUCUCAGUUUGUGAUGAGGACAAAUUUCGCCACAACGAGUUUAUCGGGGAAACACGGAUCCCCCUCAAGAAACUGAAGCCCAACCAAGUCAAAAACUUCAACAACUGUCUGGAAAAACAGCUGCCGGUCAACAAGACUGAAGACAAGUCUCUGGAGGAGCGUGGACGGAUCAUGAUUUCUCUCAAAUACAACACGCAGAAGUCGUGCCUGAUUGUGGGCAUCAUACGCUGCGCCCACCUCGCCGCCAUGGACGCCAACGGCUUCUCCGACCCCUACGUCAAAACGUACCUGAAGCCCGACGAGAACAAAAAGUCGAAGCACAAAACAGCUGUGAAGAAGAAAACGCUCAAUCCCGAGUUCAACGAGGAGUUCUGUUACGACAUAAAAUAUGCAGACCUCACUAAAAAGACCCUGGAGAUCACGGUGUGGGACUACGACAUCGGGAAGUCCAACGAUUUCAUAGGUGGUGUGUCUCUGGGUAUCAAUGCAAACGGAGAGAGGCUCAAACACUGGUUCGACUGCCUCAAAAACAAGGACAAAAAAAUUGAACGCUGGCACACGCUGACCAAUGAAUUACCCGGAUCGUUAAAUGACUGAAGACCUGCACCCUGCCCCGACCCCACACGGCUGCCCUCUACAGGACCCCCCCUUCAUUUUCUUAGCCUCUCUGCC
Molecule: messenger RNA, 1580 nt
Organism: Nematolebias whitei (Rio pearlfish)
Lineage: Eukaryota; Metazoa; Chordata; Actinopteri; Cyprinodontiformes; Rivulidae
Gene: doc2b
Product: double C2-like domains, beta
Exons: 9
Coding region: 300-1505 (401 amino acids)
Cellular component (GO): membrane
Source: RefSeq, a predicted model, not a curated record